AAUUUGUUGAUUUCAAUAAAACUUAAGUGUUUUUGUUGUUUUUGCACUGCUUUUGUUGUUUAAAGAAAAAUUUUAACUUCAAAAACUUACAGUUUUAUCAAUCGUAAUUUUUUUUAACCCCUAAACCAUAUUAAGCCGUGAACUAAAGCUACCAAAACUCUAAAAAUAUGGUUUUGAUGCAAAACCCUUAUUUAAGUCUUCAUGACCUCGAAAUUGCUAAUUAUCAAAUUGAAGAUGCCUGGAAAAUUGACACUCCUCUUGGAGAAAAAUUUAUCUUGCAAUUGACGGAUAAGGCUAGAGUUCUUUUUCCAUUUAAUAACAAAUAUGUAACAGAGGAUAAUUUUAAAGAAUUACCUGGAUAUUGGAUGAGCGUAACUGGAAAUGAUUUAAUUUUCAGAAAAACAAUAAAAGAAAUUCAGGAGAUAUUUGGUGCAUAUGAUGAUGAUGAAAAUGAAGACAUUUCCUUAGUAUUCAGAGCUUAGUUUAAUAACAUAAUGAUGCUGAUAAAAUAAGUUAUUCUAAAAUUACAAAUAACAUAGACAAAAUAAUAAUAAAACAAAUUUUAAGUAAACUACAUUAUGUAUAUGUAUACCUGAAUUUAUUUACUUAAAAUAUCUUUGUUCUGUUUUUUAUUUCUUCAAAAUUAUUUUGACAGAUGAACAUUUCAUGAUGAUCAAAAACAGUCGUAAGAGUAGAACCCUUUUUGCUUCGACGUUGCU
This is a messenger RNA of Episyrphus balteatus (marmalade hoverfly), 719 nucleotides long. RefSeq lists its product as uncharacterized. Lineage: Eukaryota; Metazoa; Arthropoda; Insecta; Diptera; Syrphidae. The transcript has 2 exons. Bases 168 to 482 code for a protein of 104 amino acids. The record is from RefSeq and is a predicted model, not a curated record.